Acanthopagrus latus (yellowfin seabream) is the source of this 2495-nucleotide messenger RNA. Its product is annotated as proline-rich transmembrane protein 3-like. The transcript has 4 exons. Lineage: Eukaryota; Metazoa; Chordata; Actinopteri; Spariformes; Sparidae. The coding region runs from base 372 to 2495 and encodes 707 amino acids. The record is from RefSeq and is a predicted model, not a curated record.
CAAAAAGACACGUUAUGAUAUUAUACAGCAUGCUUAUCAUCUACUGUCCAUGUAUGAUGUCAUGUGUGGCACAAGCCCCAAAUCUUUUUCACAGCGAUAACAUGGUCAAAUAGAAGAUGGACGGCUGCCAAGUAACCAGCCGGUGCAGUAAUAGGAAUAAGACGUCAGCUUUGAAGGCUGGAUGGCUGUGAGCAUGUCAGUAGGACUGUAAAUCCACUGUGUUCAACGCUCACUGUGAUGUGCCACCUGUAGCUACAUCAGAGCUCAGAAGUUACUCAUGCUUGUGUUGCAGCUAUGGACAGAGUGCUGCCCAUGACACACUGAAAGGAAGCGGAGCACAGAGAAUCACAGGUGUUUGGAUCUCAACAAAAAUGGGGCAUUCAUCUUUUCUCCUCAUUGUGUGUCUGUCUUCACUUGGAAGCCUCAUUCAGACUUUGCAUUCACUGGACAACUCUGAUUCAGUCCAACUGACUCGAGGCAUAGGCAGAAACAACAAUGCCCCGGACAGCUUGUCCAGUGAAUUAAUCUUCCAUUCGGUGAGCAGCAGUGACUCUGUGGAGGGCAGCGGACAGCGUGUUGACAGUAAAGCAUCGCGGAGAGCUGGCAGUGAAAAGCGCUCUGGGUCUACGACACCAGCACUUACUCUACACCACUCAGGGGCUCAGGGCCAAGGAGCUGACAGAGCUAAUACUUCAAUUACAGGACAUACUCAGUCCAGUGUGCACAUUAUCUCAGAGGAAGCUCUUGGCCACGUCACAUAUGAAGAGUUCAAAGAGAGUCAUGUAUUCACAGUAAAUGAUGAUUUUCUGGGCGAUCAGCUCUCAGGUAAAGACAGGCCGAAACUGCCCCUACAAACCAAUGUGUUUACUUCCAUGCCAAACCAGAACCAGUCAGGACCCGGAGGCCCCUGUGUGCUCGGACUCAGCCCUUGUGUUUUCCCAAGCUUUAAUGGCACAAAUCUGCUCUGGGACGACAUGAGGCGCACUCUGGCAUUUGCCUGGGAACUUCACGUCUUUGGAUCUGCCGGCCUUUUCAUCUCGCUGGCCGUCCUGGCAGUUGUGGGGAUGGCUGGUGCAUGCACUCUUCCUCGUCCUUUCUGUGACGCCCUGACUCUGGCGAACGGUCUUCUGAUCCUGAGUGGUACUCUACGCGCCGUCCUCCUUCUAAUCGAUCCUUACGGGACCCGUCAGAUCCUGUCUCGUGCUACUCUGGCAGCACUCCAUAAUAUUCCCAUGCAGCUCCUUCUGUGGGCGCAGGUUGCCCUCGCUCUGGUCACACUCAGAGAGUUCAAUUUAUUGCUUUUCCCACUAAAGCUGCAGCAGAUGUGGUUGGUUGGAGGGCUGGCUGUUUUACAUUGUGCCCCAUUAGUUGUUGCAGACCUUUUCUCUCAGACUUUCUCACCUGCUCUCCCUCUGUUACUACAGACCCUAUCUCUCUGCUGGGGUCUCCCGUUCUGCAUGGGGAUCCUCCCUAAAUGUUGCUCUAAUCUACAUCCUUUCCUCAGGUCGUCUGUACCUCAGUGGGGUCCCUCGCAGAGGAUUGAAAAGUGUGCAAAGCGAGUUACAGCAGUGUGCGCCUUCCUCGGGGUCCUCUGCUGCAGCCUUCAGAUGUAUAGUCUCCUCUGGCUUUAUGGGUUGCUGGGGAACUGGAGGCGCUUUGGUUGGGGCUGGUGGCUCAGUCAGUUUUGGGCUAGAAUACUUGAGUUAGGUUGGGGAUUCUCUCUGCUUGUCCUGGGCUCGUGGAUCUUCUGGAUGCCAUCUAGAGGUUUUUCAAGGGGUGAUCUAGGGCAGAGCAGAAGUGAGCUGUUUAGAGGGAUGAAGGAGACAAGCUUGUUGCGCAGGGUCUUGGCCCACAUACGGAGAGGGCCACUCAGAAAAUCAGAGAAAACCUGGGAGGACCUGAUGCCAAGAAACUGGGCAACAUGCAACCUGUCUAAAACAGGUUUCGGUAACAAUAACAUCAUGUGUCCGUAUGAUGAGCCAACAUCCAACACUAUUCUAGAAUACAGGCCUGACCCUGUUAGCAUCAGCUGCUCCGACUCUCAGGCCGCAUUACUGUGGCAGAAAGUUGGUGAACGCGAGUGUGUUCUUUCACUUAUAGAAUUCGACAUGCGGCCGCCGUCUCCUAUCAACCUCAGGCGCAGCAUUGACAAUGCCCUUCAUCACGGACAGCUUCUAACAGGAGGUCUGUUCACACCUCCACCUCCCUCAUGGACUCAAUCUCUGGGCACAGACACCACUGAUGGAGAUGGUGGCACAACUGCAUUCCCUCCAGCUUAUGUUGGCCAUAGGUGGAAUCUAGAAACAGAUUCUAUUUGCCCAUCAUUAGACCACUUCCAAGCAAAAGAGCCAAUAGAGUCACCAGGUGCUACCUCAGAUUAUAACGGCAGUGACUGGUCUCCUGCUAUUGCGCACCAGAGAGAAGAACUUAAUCCAGCACUCCCAGCAGCGAAUCAACAGCUGGACUGGUCUGAGGACGACGUCACUGAUCUCUAA